UCUUUCACUUGCUUCCAUUCUAAACCCUUGUUCUCUACUUCGUCAGAUUUCUCUGUAAUUGUAAUUGAAUGAAUCGAUUGUUGCUUUCUCUGUAUGCCUUUAUGCAAAUUAUGCUUUCUCUAUGAUUCUUUCUUUGGAUUAGAUUAUUAGAAACUAUCUAUGCUCGCUGAUUCUGUGGUUCUCAUAAUUUCAAAAAUUGGUACCGCUGUAAACAAAGAGAGAAGGCUCACAUUUGCUAAGAAUGUAACCUCUCAAACCAAGCUCUUAGACCUUGUUUUAAACCAUAUAAUCUGCUGAUUGAAAUCCUGGUGGCUGCUCCGUAUACACCUCUUCUUGUAAGAAACCAUUUAGGAAUGCGUUAUUCACGUCUACCUGCUGCAAAGUCCAGCCAUAGGUUAAAAUGGCCCUAAUAGUUACUGGCUUAAUUACUGGUUAGAAAGUUUCAGUGUAAUCGAACCCGGUUUGCUGAUGGAAGCUCUCGGCUACCGACCUAGCCUUUGUAUUUGUUAAUAGACCCAUUAGGAUUCUCUGUGGUUCUAAACACCCAUUUGCAGCUAAUAGAGACCCUGUUAGGAGGUAAAGAAACAAGUCUCCAAGUGUUAUUUUUCAGAAGAGCAUUGUACUCCUCAAGCAUAGCUUUAUACCAAUGAGGACUGGCCAAGGCUGGCUUUACUCUAGUUGGUUCCACAGAGGGAUCAAGCCGAGGCCUAAAGAUACGAUUUUUGGACCUGUGACCAUAGAAUGGACAUUAGUAGGAAGAGGAAGAAGAGGUGGAACAGGAGAAAUAGGAGGACUGAGAGGUGAAGCAUGACUGUCAACAGGUGAUGGGGAAGAAGCCAAAAUUGCAUCCUUUGUGAGAAGUAGAAUAGCCUAGAAAGUGACACUCCUGGGACCUAAAUUGCAUUUUGUGUCUGUUGUAGGGUCUACGAUAAGGGAAACAGGAGCAACCCAAAAACUUUAAGAAAUUUAUAAUUAGGUGGUGAUAUAAAAAACAAGGCGUAAGGAACAAAAUUAUGAACAGAUUUUGAGGGAAGCCAAUUAAUAAGAAAAACAACAGUAGAAAAGGCAUGAUCCUAAUCCUAAAAUUUGUAGUGUAAUGAAGCAUGUCUAAGAGGGUUAAUCUUAAGUCAACAAUGUGUCUAUGUCUCCUUUCCACAACACCAUUUUGAUGGUGUGAGUGGGGACAAAUCAACCUAUCAAGAAUACUGAGUUUUAAAGAAAUUGGAGGAGGGUCGAAACUCACCCUUCAGUUAGUUUGCAGGGCUUUGAUCUGAUGGCCAAACUGCAGUUCAGCCAUGAUUUUGAAUUGCUGAAAAAGCAUAGAAAGUUUCAGUUUUGCCUUUAAGCAGAUAGAGCCAAGUAAACCUAGAAUAUGCAUCAAAAAAGGAAAGAUAGUAACAGAGACUAAAUAUUUCAUAAAAUGUUUUAUGUGAUAUGUAUUAGUUUGCAGUAUUUUCUUAACCACCUCAUCGGUAUAUCCUGGAAACAGCAUCUUGUAUAAAAAUCAAGGUAAGACCGCAUACAACAUGUGGUCAGACUCUUCCCUGGACCCCUCACAUUGCAGGAGCUUUAAUGCACCGGGCAGCCCUUUAUCUAAUUUGGUAUAUGUAUGUUGUGUGUGCGGAAUAUUUUACUCAAUUCUGUUUUUGUGCUUUGCCAUGUCUGAUCUUGUUACACAGAUUAUAUAAAAGGGCAGUAUGCAACAAGGCAACAACUACUAUCAGUCUAUCAAUAUAUUGCCUGACUUUCAAGUGCAUUGUUGUGUUGUUAUAGGUGUUGGAUGGUUAUCUAGUUACAGAUUAAGUUAUCCGCUGGUAUCUAGUGGUUAUAUGGCAAUGGUGAAUGAAAAUUUUUCAAGUGUUGAUGCACCUGAAUUUCCCGAAUUUUCAACACAAAUGACUCUUGGUGGCAUGACAGCUGCUAAUCAAUUUACUCCAAAUCAAGAGGAUACAACUCCUAAGAGCAAGAAAACCCAUUCACCAGCAUGGAGCACUGCACAAAAUUUGGUGCUAAUUAGUCGGUGGAUUAACCGUGGAACAAGCAGUGUUGUGGGGAAAAACCAGAAAGGAGAAACAUUUUGGAGAGAUAUUGCUGAGUAUUGUAAUGAGCAUUGCUCAUUCGAUCCUCCUCGUGAUGGAAUUGCAUGCCGAAACCGCUGGAAUUAUAUGAACAAAAUACUGGGUAAAUGGAUUGGCGCUUAUGAUGCCGCUAAGCGUCAGCAAGCAAGCGGUUGGUCGGAUAAUGAUGUUUUGGCAAAAGCGCGGGAACUAUUCGCCUGUGGGAAGAAUGUUCAAUUUACUUUGAUGGAAGAAUGGAUACAACUUCGUGAUCUGCCACGUUUUUGUAGUCAAGUAGGAGGAAAUAGUGGCUCAGCAAGUAGUGGAUCUAAGAGAUCUCACGACAGUGAUGCAUGUGGCUCAACCUCUAUAGGAUCAAUUCCUCGUCCAAUCGGUAGGGAGGCAGCUAAAAGAAAGAAUAAAAAGAAAAGUAGAGAAGCUCCAUUGGAGGAGGACAAAGGUUGGGGUUGGGGUGAAUACCAAAAUUUCAAGGAGAAAGAGCUUGUACGAUUGGAGAAGAUAGCAUCGAUGCAAGAAGAGACUAACCAAUUGAUGAAAACCAAUUUGUAUCUAAGGCUAACUUCCGAAGAGAACCUCGAUGGCCAUAAGAAAGAGCUGUUGAAGAAGUUGUCCCAAGAGCUAUUUGAGAAUUAAUUUCAAUCGAGUAUUUGUCUGUAUUCGGUCAAAUUUGUCAGUGGUGUUAAGUCUGUAGUGUUUGCUUUAAUAACUUGCCAGUGAUGUCAAGUCUGUAGUGUUUGCUUUAAUAAUUUGUCAGUGGUGUCAAGUCUGUAGUGUUUGGCUUUAAUGUAUGGGUUAUUGUGUUUGAAUAUGUUCCACUCAAUUCGAAUCUUGUCCUUUUCCGAUUAUUAACUCUAGUUGAUAACUUAUUUCGAAUC
This is a messenger RNA of Lotus japonicus, 2953 nucleotides long. RefSeq names its product glutathione S-transferase T3-like. The coding region runs from base 1698 to 2711 and encodes 337 amino acids. The record is from RefSeq and is a predicted model, not a curated record. The transcript has a single exon. Lineage: Eukaryota; Viridiplantae; Streptophyta; Magnoliopsida; Fabales; Fabaceae.